AUGAGUCAUUUUUGUAUACAUGUCGCACAUGCAAACAGAUGAAGAAGUGAAUGACUGCCCAAUUGAGCAAGUUAGGCUAACGGUUCCAACCACAGACGACCCAUCGGAGCCGACCAUGACGUUCCGGACAUGGGUUCUCGGCCUACUAUCAUGCGUUAUUCUUGCUUUCGUGAACCAAUUUUUCGGGUACCGGCAAAAUCAUCUAUACGUUUCUUCAGUCUCGGCCCAAAUCGUAGUCCUCCCCCUAGGAAAGCUGAUGGCGGCGGUCCUUCCUGCGACGGAGUUCCAAGUCCCAUUUACAAAAUGGUCGUUUUCUUUGAAUCCGGGGCCUUUCAGUAUGAAAGAACAUGUUUUGAUCACUAUAUUUGCAAACUCUGGAUCAAACAGUGUUUAUGCAGUUAACAUUAUCACAAUUGUAAAGGCUUACUACCACCGAGAUAUUCACAUCAUGGCAGCCUUCUUGUUAUCUCAAACCACUCAGAUGCUUGGAUAUGGAUGGGCUGGAUUAUUCAGAAAAUUUCUUGUUGACUCACCCUACAUGUGGUGGCCUUCAAAUCUUGUUCAAGUCUCUCUAUUCAGGGCAUUGCAUGAAAGGGAAAAGAGACCCAAAGGAGGCAGAACCAGGAUGCAAUUCUUCAUCAUUGUUUUCGUAUGCAGCUUUGCGUACUACAUUGUCCCAAGCUUAUUCUUCCCUUCCCUAACAGCUCUCUCCUUCGUCUGUUGGAUUUGGAAGGACUCCAUCACUGCGCAACAGAUUGGUUCCGGCCUCAAGGGCCUCGGAAUUGGCUCGUUUGCCCUCGACUGGUCCACCAUCGCCGCCUUCCUGGGCAGCCCUCUAGCCUACCCAGAUGUUGCUGUGAUCAACAUGCUAAUUGGCUUUGUUCUGAUUUUUUACAUCAUUUUGCCUAUUACGUAUUGGACCAAUACCUAUGAUGCAAAGAAAUUCCCAAUCUUUUCCUCCCACACAUUUGAUGUUGAUGGCCAAAAGUACAACGUUUCGAGAAUUCUCAAUAAGAAAACUUUCGAUAUCGAUUUGCCCCGGUAUAACAGUUACAGUAAACUCCACCUCAGUACCUUCUUUGCCCUCACCUAUGGCUGGGGAUUUGCCACUCUUACAUCGACUAUUUCACAUGUUGGACUCUACCAUGGAAAAGAAAUCUGGCAUCUGUGGAGAAAGACGACCGGUGCAGUGAAAAAUCAGCUCGGCGACGUCCACACAAGACUUAUGAAGAGGAACUAUGAACCAGUCCCAGAAUGGUGGUUCCAGAUAAUCCUUGUUUUCAUGGUUGGUCUUGCCAUCUUUACCUGUGAAGGUUUCGGCAAACAGCUCCAACUUCCAUGGUGGGGAGUUUUACUCGCCUGUACCAUUGCACUAGCUUUCACCCUACCCAUCGGAGUUAUUGCCGCUACAACAAACAUGCAACCAGGGCUCAACAUAAUUACAGAGUUAAUUAUCGGGUACAUUUAUCCCGGGAGGCCUCUGGCUAAUGUGGCUUUCAAGACCUAUGGAUAUAUCAGCAUGUCACAGGCACUCAUGUUUCUUGGUGACUUCAAAUUAGGCCACUAUAUGAAGAUCCCCCCUAAGUCCAUGUUUAUAGUGCAGUUAGCCGGAACAGUGACGGCUACAAGUGCCUUCUUUGGUACAUCGUGGUGGCUUCUCACUACUGUGAAGAACAUCUGUGAUCCAGCAAACUUGCCAGCGGGAAGUCCGUGGACAUGCCCGGGUGAUGAUGUGUUCUACAAUGCUUCAAUCAUAUGGGGAGUCAUAGGCCCACUCAGAAUGUUUACUAAGAAAGGAAACUACCCAGAGUUGAACUGGUUCUUCCUCCUCGGCUUUCUGUCACCUAUUCCCGGUUGGCUACUCCACAAAAAAUUCCCCAAUAAGAAGUGGAUUCGGCACAUAAACAUGCCUAUAAUCCUUGGAUCAACGGGUGUCAUGCCACCAGCGAAAGCCAUAAACUAUUUGUCAUGGUUUUCAGUUGCACUCGUCUUCAACUUGUAUGUUUACAGAAAGCACAAGGGGUGGUGGGCUAGGCAUAACUAUAUCCUAUCUGCUGCUUUGGAUGCCGGUGUGGCCUUUACAGCAGUUACCCUAUAUGUCACCCUCCAAUCCAAGGAAAUUAUGGGUCCAAAGUGGUGGGGUCUGGACCAAGACGACCAUUGUCCGUUGGCCAAGUGUCCUACUGCACCAGGGAUAAAGACUAAGGGGUGUCCAGUUCUCUAAGAUAUGCUUCAAAAUCAUCCUAGAAUGUUUGCAAAUCAUAGCCCAGUCUUCUAGUUUUUUAUGAUAAUGAUGAUGAUGAUGUUGUUCACCAUCAUGGCAGUUCAGAAAGAUGUAGCGGCUUAGUGAAUUAGUUUGAAUUACUUUACGGACAAGUUUUAUUCUUGUGCAAUUAAAUAGUUUGUUUAUUUUUCA
Pyrus x bretschneideri (Chinese white pear) is the source of this 2416-nucleotide messenger RNA. RefSeq names its product oligopeptide transporter 1-like. The record is from RefSeq and is a predicted model, not a curated record. The transcript is spliced from 6 exons. The coding region runs from base 20 to 2224 and encodes 734 amino acids. Gene Ontology annotation, molecular function: oligopeptide transmembrane transporter activity. Gene Ontology annotation, biological process: transmembrane transport. NCBI's taxonomy places the organism in Eukaryota, Viridiplantae, Streptophyta, Magnoliopsida, Rosales, Rosaceae.